Messenger RNA from Loa loa (African eye worm), 345 nucleotides. RefSeq lists its product as hypothetical. The transcript has 3 exons. The coding region runs from base 1 to 345 and encodes 114 amino acids. The record is from RefSeq and is a predicted model, not a curated record. Lineage: Eukaryota; Metazoa; Nematoda; Chromadorea; Rhabditida; Onchocercidae.
AUGCUGAUUUUAGUAACAACUGGCAGUUUAGUUGAUUCGCAUAAUUCGUUACGUUUAGAUACAACGGAUGAUUUAUCGAAGCUUAAACAGAGAUUAGCAAAAAGUGCGGAAGAAAAUAUAGCAAGCAGCUAUUUCAAACCAUUCAGCAGGGAUGGUCUUGUCAAUAAAUACAGAGCUGAUCGGAAUCGUACCAUUGAUUUACGACUGGAUAAAUAUUCAUUAGGAAGGAAACAAACAUGUAAUGAUUUACUGAGAGGUGUUGUAUAUACGGAUGAUAUCUAUGAGAAGCCUUCUCUUUUCCGGAAACCACAACGUCUUGAAGCACUUUCAGUGAAAUCAAAAUAA